Messenger RNA from Marasmius oreades (fairy-ring Marasmius), 501 nucleotides. Its product is annotated as Meiotic recombination protein dmc1. NCBI's taxonomy places the organism in Eukaryota, Fungi, Basidiomycota, Agaricomycetes, Agaricales, Marasmiaceae. Bases 1 to 501 code for a protein of 166 amino acids. The transcript has 8 exons. Gene Ontology annotation, biological process: mitotic recombination; DNA recombinase assembly; chromosome organization involved in meiotic cell cycle. The record is from RefSeq and is a predicted model, not a curated record. Gene Ontology annotation, cellular component: condensed nuclear chromosome. Gene Ontology annotation, molecular function: ATP-dependent DNA damage sensor activity; ATP binding; DNA strand exchange activity.
AUGCGCACUCACACCUUCGUAAUCAAGGGAAUGUCCGAAGCCAAGGUCGAAAAGAUCAAAGAAGCUGCCCACAAGAUCCUCGGAUCUUCUUUUUCUACUGGCGUAGAACUCCAGGAUAAACGGAAACGGGUCUUUACCAUCAGCACUGGUAGUAAAUCCGUAGAUGGUAUCUUAGGCGGGGGAGUUAUGUCGCAAUCAAUCUCAGAAGUUUACGGAGAGUUUCGAACCGGAAAGACGCAGUUAGCUCACACUAUGAGCGUUGUCGCGCAACUUCCUCCUGAUCUCGGCGGAGCAUCUGGAAAGGUCGCGUACAUCGACACAGAAGGAACCUUUCGUCCAGACCGUAUCAAAUCAAUUGCGGAUAGAUUUGGUGUAGACGGUAACAUGGCACUCGAAAAUAUUCUGUACGCUCGAGCCUUCAACAGCGAGCAUCAGAUGGAACUCAUCAAUGAGUGUUCUCAACGUUUCGCUGAAGACAAAGACUUCCGCCUUCUGGUCUGA